Molecule: messenger RNA, 2634 nt
Organism: Odontomachus brunneus
Lineage: Eukaryota; Metazoa; Arthropoda; Insecta; Hymenoptera; Formicidae
Product: solute carrier family 35 member F2-like
Exons: 9
Coding region: 298-1659 (453 amino acids)
Biological process (GO): transmembrane transport
Cellular component (GO): membrane
Molecular function (GO): transmembrane transporter activity
Source: RefSeq, a predicted model, not a curated record
AUAUUAUGCAUGAUAUUUCCCUCGCACUUUUGCACCGAUCGAUGCGAUCGAUUGCUCCUUUCGGCGGUCCCGUGCGACGUCAUGACGCCGCGUCGCGUUGCGUCGACGUCGACGUUUACGCGCCCGCAUAGUAAAAUCUACUUGCUGUCUCGCAACCCAACGCACACCCAACCCGAGGGAAAUCGGGGAGUGGAACAACAAGAGUAAAACGGCGUGUCCCUCCGCGCCAAAGGCGGAAGGAGGUCGCGCAAGCGCCUCGGCCGUGCCGCUCGCCGGCGAGGAGCCUUCAGGGUGAAAAUGCACCAUGGCAUGGGAGGAUCAGCGGGCGAUCGUCACGGCGCUCAAAACUCAGCGAUGCAGGCCAGGAACGGGGUCUGCGACAAAAUCGAAAAUUACAUAUCCGAUUUGGCUCGAUGGGCAGUAUGGAGGGCGAUAAUAAUGGGCCAGUUCCUUUCAUUGGUGCUGUGCUUCAUGACACUCGUAAAUCAUCACAUGAAUACCGCCUUCAAACUUUCGCUUCCAACGGGUCAAAAUCUUCCGCACUACAUGAUGAUGUGCUUAGUCUACACGACGUGGAUGUCCUGCAGAGGUGUGGGAAAUGGCCUAAUUUCCGUCAUAAAGGCCCGUGGCUGGAGAUACUUGCUUUUAGCUCUGAUCGACGUUGAAGCAUGCACUCUCAUCACGUCGUCGCAUCAAUUUACCAGCCUCGCCAGUAUACAGCUCCUCGAUUGUGUAGCAAUACCAGUCGCUUUGGUACUCUCGUUUCUGGUGCUAGGCGUUAGAUACCGAAUGGUGCACAUCGUCGGUGUAUCUGUCUGCUUGAUGGGUGUGGGAUGUUUGGUUUGGGCUGGAAUAGAUGACAAUAACGAUCCUACGGCUACAGGAAAGAAUCAACUCGUCGGCGAUAUGCUCUGUCUUGGUGGCGCAGUAUUAUUCUCGGUCACGACGGUCCUGCAGGAGUUGGCGGUUAAAACGGUCGAUAUUAUUGAAUAUCUGGGUAUGAUCGGAUUUUUUGGUACGAUAUUGAGCUGUAUGCAGAUCGCGGUCCUCGAGAGGCUCCAAAUAGAAUCGUUCCAUUGGGAUAACGUGCCAGUAAUAACGAUCCUGAUUCUUUACUGCAUCACGCAAUUUAUGUUUUUCUCUCUGGUGCCGGUAAUAUUGUUCGAAUCAGGUGCUACCGCCUUGCAGUUGGCGUUACUCACCUCAGAUUCAUUCAACAUUUUAAUGGGAAUGCUUAAUCAUCAUUACAAAUUUCACUUGUUGUAUUUCUUCUCGUACACCCUCACGAUGGCCGGCAUAUACAUUUACGCGAUAAAGAGAACGCCCAUGUCGACGAACUCACGAAGACAACACAUUGAGCCGCCUAUUCCAGAUUACAGACACAUGUCUCAUCCCGACGUGGGCGAAGUGGAGAUGGCCACAAGCUCCGGCAUGUCCGGUGUGAGCGGCACUCUUGACAUAAGGGCGUCCACCCUCGGCAGCGAGAGGGAGACGAUGGACGCGACGAGUCUACCUUUGAGUGUCAGCUCUGACACGGCCUUCACCUCCUUCUACGGAAGUCAGGCGAAUUUAAAGUUGGGGACGAGCUUGCGGUCGGGGCUGCCGAGUUCAGGAGAUCUUACGGGUGUUUCACGAGGCAGAUGUACUCCGCGCAACUGAUUGAUUCCCUCGGGAUCUACUUCAGUGUAUCUGUCACCGACGCACAUUUCAUCGAGUCGUAAUGAAAUCUUACGGUUGCAAGAACGAAUCGCGUAGGUCGUAUUUCCUGAAGAAGUAGCAGUUCGUAGUAGUUGGUGUAUAGUCGAGAGCGAAACGGUUUAGACAACUUUUUUCUUGUAAAGUCAAUAAUUCAUCUAGUUGUUAUAUUUGAAAAUCACUGCUUACGGACUUGCGCGGUAAUCGGCUAUAACAAACAGUGAUUCUUGAAUGUGACAACAUUCUGGGUUAUUAACUUCUUUAGAGGAAAAGUGUUCAAACGGUUUCGCUCUUAACAAUACACUACAGUGUCUUUAAUGUACAAGUCGUACAUCAUAUGUGGAAAUCGCGUAACUAGUUCAUACGAAGGCAAUAAAAUAAAAAGAUCGAAAGACAAAUACGAAAUUACAAUCGAAAGAUACAAGCUUUAGAUAUUCGUGGUAAUAUAUUUGAUUCGCUGCAAUCGUACACGGAGCGACGAAUAGAUUGUUGAUUGCGGAUCUGUGCAAAUUUAAAAAUUCGAUUUUGCGCGGUAAUUUAUCUGCCUCCCAUAACAUGGUUCUCGUAAUCUUUUUAUUAGCACUUUGUGGUGUAAAUGAAAUCUGUGACGGUUUCAGGCUGCGAACGGGAACAGCGGUUCUGCCUGUAAUUAAUAAGCGGAGGGAAACGACUGCCUAGAAUAGAAUAUCGUGCGAUUCGUUCGUUCAAAAUGCGACACCUCACGAAACAGAGAGGCCCCUUAGAGAGCACGGAGGAACGUUUAUAUAUCGACACGAUGAUUACGAACGCUAGUACACAAUCUCUUUUUAGAUAGCCGUAUAAAAUUAUUAUUAUUAUACCGUAUCGAUUGUAUUUAACGAUAAAACCAUAGCUGCGCCGUCUUUGAGUACCAUUAUUUCAACAGAGAGAGCGAUUAAAUAUUAUUUAAUAGAGAAAUUA